Messenger RNA from Salvia splendens (bonfire salvia), 426 nucleotides. RefSeq lists its product as uncharacterized. Bases 1 to 426 code for a protein of 141 amino acids. The transcript has 2 exons. NCBI's taxonomy places the organism in Eukaryota, Viridiplantae, Streptophyta, Magnoliopsida, Lamiales, Lamiaceae. The record is from RefSeq and is a predicted model, not a curated record.
AUGGUGAAUAUUCCGGCGAGGUUCGGAAGGAUGGCGGCGGCCUUCGACGAGAUGUCGAGAGAUAGGUCGUUCGAGAGCAGCGGCAGCGAGCACUCCGCCGAUUUGUCCGAUCUCGUCAAUUCCUUCUUCGAGAGAGAAAUUAGGGAGCAGAGAAUCGGCGGAGAUGGUGAUCGAAACGGAAAUCAAGUUGAGAUCGACGAUGAUGAAUUUGAGAGUAAUUCGCAGGAUUCCGGAUUUCAUGAUUGUUUGAGUAAAUUGUUUGAUCGUGACGACAGUGUAGGGAGAAGCAUUUCUACUGCUGUGGAGAAGGCGUUGGAAGUCGUCGGUGGCGAGGAUUCGUCGCCGGAAUUUAAUCGGCGGCUAAUGGCGCUAUUGCGAAGUAGUGGCUUUGAUGCAGGCCAAAUUUCAAAUUUUCUCAAUUUUUGA